Molecule: messenger RNA, 3970 nt
Organism: Lotus japonicus
Lineage: Eukaryota; Viridiplantae; Streptophyta; Magnoliopsida; Fabales; Fabaceae
Exons: 2
Coding region: 1223-2059 (278 amino acids)
Source: RefSeq, a predicted model, not a curated record
AUCCAAAACUUUCAAAAUGAGUGUAUGCUGCAACUCAGGAUCAAACACCUCUAGGAUUCUAAUCCCUAGAGAUGGGAAGUGCUCAUCUCUGAUCUCUUAGCAAGCCGGAAACAUUACAAUCACACAGUGGAUUAGCUAUAAGUUCACUAUCCAAUUCAUUACAAGCAUCUCCCUUAUACCCCAAAGGACCGCAGCAGCAACAAGCUGGAAAUUGCAUCUCUCUUCAUCUUCAGGGGUGCCAGAAAGUCCUCUUCCGGCGGCGGAGACAGCGGAGGAACGCAAUUGCCGUGCUACACACUCACCUGUUCUUCCUUCAAUCAUCUGUUUGGUGAAGCAAUAUCUUGAAGUUGAAUUUGAAACUGUGAAUUCAUCAGUUGCUUUGGCCAUAGGCAGACAUCAUUCAAUGACAGACAGAGUCAUGGAUGAUCUUGCAGCUCACUGAGGUUGAAGGCGGAGCCUCUAAAAAGAUACAUAGAUGUUGCUGAUGGAGCGAGGAUACGCCGCCGAUUAACCGGAUAAUUGAGUUGAGCUAUUAGAGAAAAAAUGGUUGAGAUUGAAAAGUCCAAAAUCUACAGAGAUCCUGCUUUGUGCUAUGUUUUCAUGAUGCAUAAUCAGAGGCACAUUGAUACAAGCCAAGUGAGUGUGCCCAUCCAUUACUGCAUUUCAUAUAUUUACCUUUUGAUGCGCUCAACCAACUUUUAGCUAGUGAAACUAGUCUUAGGCUUAGCACACAAUCCUAGAGGACGAUAACAUUUUAUUACUUGAUGAAGUUCAGUGCACUUGCUGAUUUUCCCCAUCAAGUUCUUGGCGCGUUGUAAUGUGUUAAUAUAUGUUGUGUAGAGAAUUGAUUCAGGACAUAAUAAUAAUAAUAAUAAUAAAAAUCUCUAGCAGGUGAUAGGAUAAUAUAAUAGAAAAGAUGGUGGGCAAACACACAAUAAGUAGACACCCAGAAUGAGAAAGAAAUAAUGAAUGUGAUAUACGAUGUAAUGUGAUAAAAAAUGAUAGAGAGAGAGAGAGAAAAUUGGAGUGUAUGAGGAGUGACUUUAUUCUUGGUGGUCUACAUACAUAUCAUAGUUGUAAUAUAAUAGUGUUUUGGCUCUUUUCCUGAAAGUUUCUCUUUAAAAUAAGAGGAAGCUUCUCAAUUGAAUCAAAUAGUCAAAAAUGGUUGCUGUUCUUAAAUCUGUGUCUUGUGAAAGCCAUUCUUACUCAAUUGAGAGACAACAUGAAUGAUCAAAUGCUCAUCAAAAUUCUGAGAUGGCUAAUGAAGCCAAAAAUAUGGAGAUUUGUGGGUUUUGCUUCAGCAGUUGUUGGACUGCUUUGUUAUGCUCUCAGCUCUUCCUUCAAACAUCUAUUUGGCGAGUGGACUUUUCUGAAGAUAUUUCUGUACAGUGUUUUCAGUCUCAUAAUCUCCCUAAUGAUCCUGUAUGCAAAGAUAUGGCGACACUCAAGAAGUCUCCGCUUUAAAGUUCAUAUGGGGUUUUUGGUUCUGGCCAUCACCUCUAUCUAUUCCUCUUUCUCGGACAGAGUGAUGAACGGGAAACCAGAUGUAUAUAGCCUGAUUUCAUCAGCUGCCUUUGCUAUCAUGUCACUCAGUUUAUCAAGGCAAGUCCAGUGCGGAUUUGAAGUUGAUUUUCUGUAUUUCUUCCUGGGAUGUCUGAUAGUGCAGCUCAUGAAGAUUAAGUUGCAGUUAGCUAUUGUUGGAGUGAGUUUUAGCUACUGUCUUGUUAUUCUUCGUUCUUCUUUUCCUUCAAUAGAAAAUGAGGAUACUGGAUCUCAAGAUGAACAUCAUGUGGUCAUUGAAGUGGAUUCCCUACAACUGAGAAGUACUAAUAUUGCUGGUAUGAUGCAACAACUUGAGACUUGUGUGAAGGCGCUUCAACAGGAAAAUUCGAAUGUCAUGAAGAUGCUUUCAGAGCGUGCGAAGGAGUGUCUUGAAGGUAAAUUUGAAGCUGAGUUGGUAACUGAUGAUAACUACCUGUUGGAUGCGCUGCCAUCCGGUAGGAUGAACGAGCUUUACGGAAUUGUAAAGUUGAUGAUGGAUGCUGCCUGCUGGUUAUGAGAAGGAAUGCUCCCAGGUGUACAUCAGCUGGCGGAGAGAGUUCUUGCAGGUAUGCCUAAUUCAUAAAUUGUUUGCGUUAGGGGAGACUGACAUGGACAAUGAACCUAAAACUAAGGCAUUUUUAAGUAUGAUGAUUGGUAGAUGGGUUAAUGCUUCUGUGGUACUUUCAACAUAUUAUUUCCCGGUGAGCAGCGUCUGUGUGAUUGUGUGUUUGCAGAGUUCUCAUCUUUUGCUGAUCAUUGUUUUAAAGAGGCUUGCCAUGGAGUUAUGGUUCAGCUUCUGAAUUUUGCCAAUGCAGUUGUUGAUGGGAGUCCUUCAGCUUGGCGUUUGUUCACAAUACUAGACAUGUUUAAGGCAUUGGAUGGUUUAAUUCUGAAAUUCCAGUCAUUAUUCCCUGCUUCCUUCAUGAAUGAAGCAAUUGCAGUAAAAAACAAAUUGGGAGAAGCUAGCAGAGACCUCUUCAUGGAAUUGGAUAAACUAAUUUUUCGUAUCCCAGAGGUAGCUGCUGCUGCUGAUGGCCGGCUUCAUCCGAUGACAACUUGGGUGAUGAGAAACCUCUCUAAUGCUUGGAGGUCAUGGAGGACACAAGAGAAAAUUUUCCAUCAAUACCCUAAAGGUACUAAUGGAGCGGGAACUUCUUCAUUUACAGCACAGAUGGAGCGAAUAAUUAAGCUAUUAGACAGAAAAUUGGUAGAGAAGUCCAAAAUCUACAAAGACCCUGCUCUGAGCUGUAUUUUCAUGAUGAAUAAUUGGAGGCAUAUCGAACGAAUGGGUGAAGAAUGGAAAAUGGUAGUCAUUUCCGGCAAAGAUUGGUUCCCAAGAAGCAGAGAACUAGUUCAUCAAAACCUUGAACUCUAUCUAAGAAGCUCAUGGGAUAAGGUGUUUGACUUGUUGAAGCUGAACAACAAUGAGUUGAUGGUGUCCGAUGUUGAAGCAGAAUUAAUGAAAGAAAAGCUCGAUUUGUUCAACUUCUGCUUAGAGCAGAUGUCCAGAGUUCAGUCCACUUGGCGUGUUUAUGAUAAUAAGCUAAGGGAAGAGAUAAGAACAUCUCUGGAAAAUGUCUUGCUGCCAGCCUAUGGAAUCUUCAUAGGGAGGUUCCAAGAUGUACUUGGUAAGCAUGCUCAUAAGUAUAUUGAGUAUGGAAUGUUUGACAUUCAAGAACGACUCAACAAUCUCUUUAAUGGAGGCAAAAUGAAUCAGAGUUUUGAUGAACCCUCUGUUUUCUUGGAAGCAAAAUGAACCGUUUGUUCUCUUCUACUAAGAAUCUCAAAGGUAUGUCUCCUUUAUGUUUUAGAUUGGCUUGGUUUAAGUCCAAGCAGGGCCGGUCCCGACAUUUCGGAGACCCUGAGCAAAUAAUAAAAUGGACCCCUAAUAAGUUUUUUUAAGAACAUUAUCUAUUUAAAUUGUAAAUAGCAUUAACAAAUUCAAAAAUAUAUUACACUUAUUUAAGAAAUUUAGCAGAUAAUUCGUCGCUACUUUUGUGACGAAAGUUUCCGUCAAACAUCAUACAAAAUGUAGCAAGUCAGAUUCGAACCUGGGCAGCAAGGGAGGAGAGGUUAUAACUAGCCUUAAUGUUGCCAACAGUACUGACAUUUCUUACUUUAAUAAUUUAGCGUUUUUUUUAUUAUAAACGUUUAAUGAAAUUUUUUAUUUUGGGGCCCUUCUUUUUGGAGGCCCUGGGCUGUGGGCCUGCUUGCACAGGCCCAGGGCCGGCCCUGAGUCCAAGUCACACCGGGGAGUGGGGUUUUUGUAUCACUAGGAUUAUACCCGUUUGUCCGUGCGAUGCACAGAUAAUUUUUCACGAAUUCCACUGUUAACUACAAUUAUUCAGAAUUUGAUGUAUAUUGAAUAAUACAAUUAUGUAUUUUUUAAGAAUACAAUAUUAAUUAGUCAAACACUUAUAUAUCGUUA